Molecule: messenger RNA, 970 nt
Organism: Monodelphis domestica (gray short-tailed opossum)
Lineage: Eukaryota; Metazoa; Chordata; Mammalia; Didelphimorphia; Didelphidae
Product: olfactory receptor 5BS1-like
Biological process (GO): G protein-coupled receptor signaling pathway
Cellular component (GO): membrane
Molecular function (GO): olfactory receptor activity
Source: RefSeq, a predicted model, not a curated record
AUGCCAGAUAAUCUGACCACAGACCCAGAAUUCAUUCUUCUACCAUUUCCCAGCAGCCUCCACAUCCAUUACAUCCUAGGCUUUAUAUUCCUAUUGAUCUACUUUCUCACCUUAGCUGGGAACCUUCUGAUAAUGGCAAUCAUCAAGAUGGAUUCUCACCUUCACACACCCAUGUACUUCUUCCUGGUGAAUUUAUCUUUUUUUGAUCUCUUUUAUUCUUCAGUCAUAGUACCAAAGUUGAUUCAAAUACUCCUGGCCAGGAGGAAAACCAUCUUCUUCAGUGGGUGUAUGAUACAGAUUGGACUGACAUUUUUCAUUGCAUCAUCUGAAACCCUUCUCCUCUCAGCCAUGGCCUAUGACCGCUACUCAGCCAUCUGCAACCCUCUGGUCUAUGUGACAGUCAUGAACAAACAGUUCUGUAUAUUUCUGGCCUGUGGUUCUUGUCUACUUGGGGUCAUCAACUCCCUGAUCAACACCCUGCCUUUGAUGAGGCUGCAUUUCUGUGGCCCCUUCCUCAUCCACCACUACAGCUGUGAGAUGCCUGAACUCUUACCUCUCUCCUGCACUGACCUCUUCCUGAACAAAAUGAUCUUGUUCACCACCUUUGUCAUCUUCGGAUUUGGCUGCUUCUUACCCAUCAUGUUUUCUUAUACCCGAAUCAUCUCUGCCAUCCUGAAGAUCAGCUCAGCCUCAGGCAGAAGCAAAGCCUUUUCUACUUGCUCCUCCCAUGUGAUUGUAGUGACUUUGUUCUUCGUGACAGGUGUUGGCCGAUAUUUGAGUCCUGCUACUGGCUCCAUCCUGGAACAAGUCAUCUCCCUGCAGUAUAGCACUGUGACACCAUUAUUAAACCCCAUCAUCUAUAGUCUGAAGAAUGUGGAAGUCAGAAUCGCCAUAAAAAAAAUAUGGGAAAAGAAAAGUAUCCUCUCUCAUUCUUAUUGAUUAAAAACUCAGUCAGCAAUGGUGCUUAUAA